AUGCCUGAAGGUCCUGAUGGACUUUUGGACGCUAGGACUUUGAUGAGUAAUACUCUCAAGGAGGCUCAGAAUGACAAACUAACACCCGCUCAAUUAUUUAUAGCCUACAAACUUGCUGAAUUUCCUCCUACAUUCCAUAGGAUUUUCGAGGUUCGCCAUAUUAACCAAAAUGUCUACAAACCUAAUCUGAAAGGGCCCUUGCACAAUACUACUUACGAUAUGUGGAUUAAAGCAGUGCUCAACAUAGGAGGCUCGCAUACUCACACCAUUGCAAGACUAUGGAGUCGAGCUGGUGAACUGACGAUGACAGCUGUACAAGAGGGUGUUGCUCGAGCCCCGCUAAAGAAAUGA
This is a messenger RNA of Cylicocyclus nassatus, 351 nucleotides long. The record is from the annotation of a GenBank genome assembly. Lineage: Eukaryota; Metazoa; Nematoda; Chromadorea; Rhabditida; Strongylidae.